AUGAGCGUCGCUUCACAUCCCAAGCGAGUUCUUAAAAUCGAACGCAGCCAGACAGAAAAUUCGACGGUCCUAGUCUACGAUCAGUUCCUCAGUCAGUAUUAUGUGUUCGCCAUAUAUGCCUUUAAGCUAUACGCCUUCGAACAGCCCUUUCUUGAGCUAUACCACUAUCCCAUCGCCAACAAUAUCCUGGUUGGGGAUGCUCAAUCCUUCUUGUCUACAUCAGAAAUACGCCUUACGUUGAGCGGCAAAGAAUACACCCUCACCAUUGAUGCCGAUAGCAAUAGCUUCGGUCUGAAAGGUUACAAUGAGGGCGAGCUCAGGUGGGUGAAGAGCUCCCAUCCAGGAAAUCUGGAGCUGGAGCUAGUCGACCAUACGGGAAGACUUCUGGCGAGGCUGAAAGAAUGCGGUUGGCCUGAACGGAAGAUGCUGGAGGUUUAUGGAGAGUGCGCUGAGAACCUUCUUACCCUUAUGCUUCUAUCUGGAUUAGUGGUAGUAGACGCAAUCUUCCAACGGAUCCCUCUGCAUGGAAAAGGAGAGCCGAAAGUAUAUCUGCCUCACGCAAGGAAGGCUCCACGUGAUUGA
Messenger RNA from Trichoderma breve, 582 nucleotides. RefSeq lists its product as uncharacterized. The transcript has a single exon. NCBI's taxonomy places the organism in Eukaryota, Fungi, Ascomycota, Sordariomycetes, Hypocreales, Hypocreaceae. The record is from RefSeq and is a predicted model, not a curated record. Bases 1 to 582 code for a protein of 193 amino acids.